Messenger RNA from Glarea lozoyensis ATCC 20868, 1011 nucleotides. Its product is annotated as NAD(P)-binding Rossmann-fold containing protein. The coding region runs from base 1 to 1011 and encodes 336 amino acids. The record is from RefSeq and is a predicted model, not a curated record. The transcript has a single exon. NCBI's taxonomy places the organism in Eukaryota, Fungi, Ascomycota, Leotiomycetes, Helotiales, Helotiaceae.
AUGUCUCGCUACGCCGAAGCUCACAAGAACCCAGCAGGACCUGGAGAUGCGCGUCCUACAGCUCUACAGAUCAUCAAAGAUGAAGGAGUUGAAGGCAAGCUCGUCGGAAAGGUCAUUGUUAUCACGGGUACUUCUUCUGGAAUUGGAAUCGAGACAGCUCGUGCCCUGGCUCUCACAGGCGCAAGACUGUUUUUAGUCGCUCGAGAUUUGGGCAAAGCCGAAAAAGCGCUCGAAGGGAUCUACACCCCCGGAAAAGACGAACUCAUUGAGAUGGACAACACUUCCCUAGGAAGUGUACGCACCGCUGCAAAGACAAUCCUCGAGAAAUCUAACAACCAAGUCAACAUCUUGAUCAACAAUGCUGGAAUCAUGGCUGUGCCAGACCUACAGUAUACCAAAGACGGCCAUGAGCUUCAAUUCGGUGUCAAUCAUCUCGCACACUUUCUGCUAUUCGAGCUCUUGAAACCGGCUCUACUCGCUAGUUCCAGCAAGAGUCUUUCGUCUCGAGUCAUCAAUGUUUCCUCCUCCGCUCAUCACAUGGCAGGUCUCAACAAGAACUCUGAUUACAACUUCAACUCAACCGAAUACACCCCUUACGGCUCAUACGGACAAUCGAAAACCGCCAACAUCUACAUGGCAAAUGAGAUCGAGCGUCGCUAUGGCUCUAAAGGUCUGCACGCUACCAGCCUUCAUCCAGGCAUGAUCCAGACCAAUCUCAUGCAAUUCCUAGAUCCGGAAGUCGUUCAGGGCAUGCUAGCCGCCAACCCUGGAAUCGAAAAUAAUUUCAAGUCGCCAGAGCAAGGUGCUGCAACGACAAUUUGGGCUGCUAUCGGCAAGGAAUGGGAGGACAAAGGUGGAGAAUACCUUUUUGAUGUAGCAAAGACAGAGCUUGGCAAAGAGUCGGGUACUAUGUUGGCUGAGGGUUAUGCGGACUAUGCCUACGACGAGGAAGCUGAGGCUCGUCUCUGGAAGGACUCCUUGAAGAUUGUUGGGUUGACGGACAGUGCAUGA